Mycena citricolor is the source of this 461-nucleotide messenger RNA. NCBI's taxonomy places the organism in Eukaryota, Fungi, Basidiomycota, Agaricomycetes, Agaricales, Mycenaceae. The record is from the annotation of a GenBank genome assembly.
ACUACUUACACGAUGCUAAGUUCAACCAGUCCCACGGGCCCAUCCUCUCAGCUUUCCAAUCUUCCGGGAUUCUCCUCAAUAUGCGCGAAAUUGGUCACGAUGUUCCGUGGUCGAAAGGAAGCUGUGAUACUGCGCCUCAACCGACCCGCAACGAUUGGACGCAGUCCUAACUGUCAUUAUGUUGUAGUGGGGACUUUUGUAUCUGCAGUACAUUGUACCAUAUCAGUCGUUCGGAGUCAAAACGGAGGCGUGAUCGUGUCGUGCCAGGAUCUUUCGAGAAACGGGAUCUUCCUGAACGGACAUAGAAUUAGCAAGAGUGUGGUUAUCCUCAUGCAUGGCGACGUUCUCGAGCUGCCGGAAUCAGCUAGUUUUACGUGCCAGCAUGUCUGGAAGGAUCGUCGAGACAAAGUCGAUUUGUUUGACCCGACUCCGCCUCAGUUGACCCAGACCACCAAAAGCAU